AUGGUGCAGCCUCAUGACCUAGUUCAGUUUCUCCGUCAGGAAGGUCGGGUGUUAAAAGCGGAGCAAGCCAAAAAUCAACUCAUCAAUCAGAAGAACAUCAUUGACACUCAUGAAAGCCAAGAUGAUCCGCAAAUUGAGUCGCGGCUAAUGAAAACUGACCCGGACUGCGUAACAGCUGGUACCCCGCUUCCGCUUCAAGAACUUUUCAUGUCAACCGCAGUACCAUUUGAACACAUCGAUAUAAAAGUAGAAACUUAUCUUGGAAAACCGCGUUCAGCACCCAAGGUGUUGGCCAAGGAGCCGUUUUGUUCUCACUAUUUCCAGCUGGAUUUUUCGAUGGCUUCAUUCUUGCAUUUAGAGACAAUCGCCAACCUGUCCAAACUGUCCUGCGUCCCGGAACGGGCGUUGCGUGAUCUUUUUUUCAGUGACUGGCCGUCGCCGUCUGACUUUGGAAACGCGGUGGCUGACGCGCUUGAGAAACACUCGCGGUCAUGGAUUCUUUACACGCUAGCGUCUUACUACUGGCGUUAUGUGGGCAACGGCGAAGAAGCGAUCGAAUGCCUAAAGCGCGCCUUGCACUUCUCAAGCAGAAAAAAUAUCGUCGUACCGUUGUUAAGUUUGAUAAACGUCCUUCAUCACGGCCAGAGCAAGGAUUCAACGAUCGUCGUCGACGUUGCACUGGCGUUUAACAGCACAGUCGUUCCGCUGUUGGUAACCACUGCGCAUGUUUUUGCGGUACGAAUUAUUCUGUGCAAAAUUUUGUUUUCAAUUGUUUAACG
Soboliphyme baturini is the source of this 779-nucleotide messenger RNA. NCBI's taxonomy places the organism in Eukaryota, Metazoa, Nematoda, Enoplea, Dioctophymatida, Soboliphymatidae. The record is from the annotation of a GenBank genome assembly.